AUGCGCUGGGUCCGGGCGCUGCUAAAGAACGUGUCCCUAGCCGGGGCUCCCAAGUACAUGGAGCAUUUCAGCAAGUUUCUGGACUUUGGGUCUAGCAAUGCCUGUGAAAAAACGUCCUUCACCUUCCUAAGGCAGGAGCUGCCUGUGCGGCUGGCCAAUAUAAUGAAGGAGAUCAAUUUGCUUCCAGACCGGGUACUAGGAACUCUUUCAGUGCAGCUAGUGCGGAGUUGGUACAUCCAAAGUCUUCUGGACAUCAUGGAGUUCCUGGACAAAGACCAUGAGGACCACUGGACCCUGGAACAGUUCACAGAUGCCUUGGUCACAAUCCGUAACCGGCACAAUGAUGUGGUGCCCACUAUGUCCCAGGGCAUGCUGGAGUACAAGGAGGCCUACGGUGAUGACCCUGUGUCCAACCAGAACAUCCAAUACUUCCUAGACCAAUUCUAUCUCAGCCGGAUCUCUAUCCGAAUGCUCAUCAACCAGCAUACGUUGAUCUUUGAUGGCAGCACGAACCCUGCCCACCCCAAAUAUAUUGACAGCAUCGAUCCCAACUGUGAUGUUUCCGAGGUGGUGAAAGAUGCCUAUGAUAUGGCCAAACUCCUGUGUGACAAAUAUUAUAUGGCUUCCCCCAGCUUGGAGAUCCAAGAGCUCAAUGCCUCCAACUCCAAACAGCCCAUCCAUAUGGUCUAUGUCUCCUCUCAUCUCUACCACAUGCUCUUUGAGCUUUUUAAGAAUGCCAUGUGGCCAACUGUGGAUAGCCAUGAAUACAGCCUCACACUCCCACCCAUCAAAGUGAUGGUAGCCUUAGGUGAGGAAAAUCUGUCUAUCAAAAUGAGUGACCGGGGCGGGGGUGUUCCUUUGCGGAAGAUUGAGAGGCUCUUCAGCUACGUGUACUCCACAUCUCUCACCCCUUAGCCGGGCUCCGGGGGAACCCCAUUGGCUGGUUUUGGCUCUGGACUCCCCAUAUCCCACCUUUAUGCCAAGUACUUCCAGGGUGACCUGCAGCUCUUCUCCAUGGAGGGCUUCAGAACUGACGCUGUCAUCGAUCUAAAGGCCCUGUCGACAGAUUCUGCGGAGCAUCUGCCUGUCUACAGCAAGUCCGCGGGGCGUCACUACCAGACCAUCCAGGAAGCAGGCGACUGGUGUGUUCCCAGCACAGAGCCCAAGAACACAUCCACCUACCAAGUCAGCUGGACAGGCUGCUACUGGCGGAGACCUUGGAAGGGUUUCCAUUGCUGGCAAGUCCCCUUCUGGCUUUGCAAUGAUGACCAUGAGGACAGAUGGAUCUCUUUAAGGACUGGUCACCCUGGUGACCUUCUCCCUGUGUCUACCACCCUAAGGGAUCAGGGGGGAUAUGACCCUGAUCACCUGUCUCUGUUUCCAUAG
Molecule: messenger RNA, 1386 nt
Organism: Dromiciops gliroides (monito del monte)
Lineage: Eukaryota; Metazoa; Chordata; Mammalia; Microbiotheria; Microbiotheriidae
Product: pyruvate dehydrogenase (acetyl-transferring) kinase isozyme 2, mitochondrial-like
Biological process (GO): regulation of glucose metabolic process; protein phosphorylation
Cellular component (GO): mitochondrion
Molecular function (GO): pyruvate dehydrogenase (acetyl-transferring) kinase activity
Source: RefSeq, a predicted model, not a curated record